GCCUCGCCUGGCUGGGUCUGUCUGGGGCUCCGCCGCCGUCGUGGGAAGGAGCCGGGCCGGGGCUGUCGUCGGAUGACGGGCGGGCGCUUCGACUUCGACGAUGGGGGCACCUACUGCGGGGGCUGGGAGGAGGGCAAGGCCCACGGGCACGGGCUCUGCACGGGGCCCCGGGGCCAGGGCGAGUACGCGGGCUCCUGGGCGCAGGGCUUCGAGGUGGUGGGCACCUACACCUGGCCCUCGGGCAACGCCUACCAGGGCCACUGGGCCCAGGGCAAGCGCCACGGCCUGGGCGUCGAGAGCAAGGGCCGCUGGAGCUACCGCGGGGAGUGGGCCCACGGCCUCAAGGGCCGCUACGGCGUCCGCCAGAGCCUGGCCAGCCCCGCCCGCUACGAGGGCACCUGGAGCCACGGCCUGCAGGACGGCUACGGCGUCGAGACCUACGGCGACGGAGGUACAUAUCAAGGUCAAUGGACAGGAGGGAUGAGACAUGGUUAUGGCAUGCGGCAAAGUGUUCCCUAUGGCAUGGCGACUGUGAUCCGUUCACCCCUGCGGACAUCUCUAGCAUCACUUCGUAGUGAGCAGAGCAAUGGCACAGUUUUACAUGAUAUUACAUCAGAUAGUCCAGCUGGAACAAGAGGAGGGUUUGUGCUGAAUUUUCACAGUGAUCUUGAAGGUACUGGCAGCAAGAAAAAAGGAGGUUUGUUCAGAAGAGGAUCCCUUCUUGGUAGUAUAAAACUUAGAAAAUCUGAGUCAAAAUCGUCAAUUUCUAGCAAACGUAGCUCUGUCAGGAGUGAUGCUGCUAUGAGCAGGAUUAGUUCUAGUGAUGCCAACUCUACCAUUAGUUUUGGAGAUGGGGACUGUGAUUACUGUCCGGUAGAAGACCACGUUGAUGCCACCACGACAGAGACAUACAUGGGAGAGUGGAAGAAUGAUAAGCGUAGUGGUUUUGGUAUUAGUGAGCGCUCAAACGGUAUGAAGUAUGAAGGAGAGUGGCUGAACAAUAAGAGACAUGGAUAUGGAUGUACCAUGUUUCCAGAUGGUACCAAAGAAGAGGGAAAGUAUAAAAACAAUGUUUUGGUCCGUGGAAUUAGGAAGCAACUUAUACCAAUAAGGAACACAAAAACUAAGGAAAAGGUGGAGAGAGCACUUGAAGGUGCCCAGCGUGCAGCUGCCAUGGCAAGAACUAAGGUGGAAAUUGCAACCUCAAGAACUGCACAUGCAAGAGCUAAAGCCGACGCUGCAGAUCAGGCUGCUCAAUCUGCUCGUCAGGAGUGUGACAUCGCUAGAGCUGUCGCUAGAGAACUUUCCCCGGGUUUCUACCAACCAGGCCCUGAUUAUAUCAAACAACGAUUUCAAGAAGGUAUGGAUGUUAAAGAAAACCCUGAAGAAAAAGCUCAGGAAAAACCACCUACCCCAAAAGAAUCUCCUCAUUUUUAUCGAAAAGGCACUACACCGCCUGGAACCCCAGAAGAGAGCCCAAAGCACAGCCCACUCCCUUCUGCUGAGUCUUCACCUGCAAAACUAGGCAAAAAGCAAAACUCCAUUGCAGAGAUCAGACUUGUUCAAGAAAAAAAGAAUUUAACCAGUGAAAGCAUAAUACCAGUGGUCAACAAACCUCUUUAUUCAAAAGCACCCAUGAAGGAAGAGAUGACAGCAAAGCCACAGUCAAAGUUGUCACCCGGCAACAAUCCUAGCAACAAAGGGAAUGGGGAGUUACAUGGUCAUUACCACGGCUACUAUGUGAAGAUGAACCCGACAUUGUAUCCAUACGAGCUUGAGGAAGACGAGGACCAUACCAAUCCAGCAUCUUCAGCACUUGCACCGGUAGCAUCAGCUCAGAAGUCAAGCCCAGCCGGAGCUGGGAUUCAGUUAGAUGCCAAAGAAUUGUUAAAGAUCCCUGCAUCUGCUGCACCAAAGAAUCCCACCAAUAACAACUUCUAUUCACUGGAAAGAGAAGUUAAUUCGGGUCCUAAUGCAAUCAUGAUUGUACUGGUAAUGCUGUUGAAUAUUGGUUUAGCCAUUCUUUUUGUCCAUUUUCUAACUUGAUUGGAAUUAGGAAAGUGAAGUCAUGACAACUAGUGGCGUAAGCCCACAAUUCUCGGCAGUUGUGUCAUCAGCCUUUUAAAUGGCACGAGUCAUGUUCAGACGCAGGGAAGGAGGCAUGGAAUUAGGAUGGGACACAAGAGAGAUGAAUCUUGGAAAACUCAGCCAGAGGCUUUGGGGCCCUCUGAAGCUGAAGCGAACAGCCAUCUUGGGGGAAAAAAUAUGCACCCACACACAAGCUUACUGAAGCAGCCCAACAAGUAAAGUGUGUUGGUUACUCCAUCUGUUCCAGCAGAGAGUGUGACUAAACUGGAAAUGUACGGAGCUGCACUUUUGUUGAUGGAAGCUAACAGCUGCCUUACUAUUUUGCUGUUUGAUGUUUUUGGUGGGGGAGAUGGGAAAGUGACUGCCAGAGGAAUGUGGUCAGAGGAUUCUGUUGCUGUGGAAGCGAUUCCAGUAUUCACUCCUAUCUCAUUAGAAGAAAUAGUUAGCAGCAUCACUCACCAGUCUUAUUCCAUUACCUGCUGCUUUUAAAAUCUCCUUGCCAUUUUCUGGGAGAUUGUGUUUCAUUGGUUAUGCAUGAUUCUGAUCAUUUACUAUUUAUUUAAAACUCAUGUGCAGCCAUAAUAUAUUAAUGUAGACCUGGAAAACUUUAUUUGUUUUCAACCUGCAUUGAAGCAAAAUUCAGGCCUGUAGCAUAUGUGCGGUAUAAAUAAUUUCUUGGAAGGAUCAAUUUCUUCACACUUUUUUUUAACCUAAGCCAAGAAAGUUAUCUUCCUUUUAAGGGUUACAUGGGCAAUAUGCAAAAUGUUUAAGCCAUUGUUUAUCUCUUCCUUGUGAAAGUGGCAAGCAGAUUUAUUUUAAUAUCUGCGAGAUUCAUUGGCCUCUAUCAGCAUUGUGGAUGAGCAAGGUAGAAUAUUUUGGGAAAUGUUAAUGCACUGAGUGCUUAUCUUAUUAUUGCAAUUUUUUUCCUGGCAUUUAAAGUCUUGCCUGCUUGCACAAUGGAAGGUGUUAAUUAAAUGUGCAAUGAUUAAUGAUUUUUAAAGGUCAAGCUUCAUGUUGAAUACAUUCAGGUAAAGCAUUUAAGUCUGUUAACAAUGACUGAUUAUCAGUUUGAUGCCUUUAAUGUUGUUAAAAUGAGUCUGUAAUCUUACCUCAGCCAGUUAAAACGUAAGCCUCAAAACUUUCAUUUGGAUUCUUUGUCUUAACUAGAUUUACAGUCCUGUGUUCGAAUGAUGUGAUCCAUGUUUUCCCCCUUGCUACUGUAGUUUAUUGUAUUCCAUUUUACUCAAAAGCAUGCUUUUUCACUUAUAGGGAAAUUGUUCAUGGUGUGGUCAUUUUGAAAGUCAGCAUUUUAAUUAGAAAUAAAAAAUAAAGGGCUUGGGGUUUGUUUUUAUUUUUAUCUCUUAGAAAAGGACAUUUUUCAGGGGUUUAAUCCUGUUUGUAAAUUAUAUUAUUAUUAUUAUUAUUAUUAUUAUUAUUAUUAUUAUUAUUUUGCAUGAUUUAAUGGCAAGGGUUUCUCAUAACUAUGUUAGCUACUGUAAGAGGAAGUCAAGGAAAUGGAAAUGGAUAGGAAAUAUUUCUUGUAGCCUGGAGCAGCUCAGUGCAGGGCAGUAACAAGGUGGCAUUUUUUGCAGAAGUGGGUUGAGAAUCCUGUGUUUUGUCCAGUGUGGAAUUGAGAAGAAAGCAGAGGGGCAGCAAAUGAAAAUUUAACAACUUAUAUUAAGGAAGCAAGACAUUUUUUAUCUCCACAUUUAAAAAAUGAAAAUGAGAAUCAGGUUUUUAAACUAUAACGAACAACAAAGACCUAUACAAACACACUUUUGCAGUGUAGCCCAAUAAAGUUAUUGAUUAAACUAAUUUUGUAACUGACAUUUAAAUAUUAUUACAUGUGCAUUUAAAAAUCUAAAGAAUAUGGUUUUUGAAAAUGUUUAUAAACUUAAGCAUGUUAUAGUUCCCUUUAUAAUAUAAAUAUGUAUGAUUUAUAAGCUUUUUUAAAAACAAGGCUUCAAUCAAGAAUUGUUGGUAUUUUUCUAAAAUGUACACAGCUGUAUUUUACAUAAAAGGCUAUUUAUAGUUGGUUGUAUACUGUACACUACAUUUUGGACAGCUCAUAAGUCUGCCAAUGUAUUUAAUGAUAUGUCACUUUGUCUAUUUAAAAUUUCUUGCUGUGAAUGAAUUCUUUAUGUAAUGAGCUUCUUUAUUUAUAAUUCUGGAACCCAAAAUAGAUAAUGUACAGUUUUCAUAACUGUAUUUGCUCUAAUAAAAAUGAAUUGGUUA
Messenger RNA from Sceloporus undulatus (fence lizard), 4323 nucleotides. RefSeq names its product junctophilin 1 (gene JPH1). The transcript is spliced from 6 exons. Gene Ontology annotation, cellular component: endoplasmic reticulum membrane; plasma membrane; junctional membrane complex. The record is from RefSeq and is a predicted model, not a curated record. Bases 73 to 2046 code for a protein of 657 amino acids. NCBI's taxonomy places the organism in Eukaryota, Metazoa, Chordata, Lepidosauria, Squamata, Phrynosomatidae.